This is a messenger RNA of Pelagomonas calceolata, 1009 nucleotides long. The record is from the annotation of a GenBank genome assembly. NCBI's taxonomy places the organism in Eukaryota, Pelagophyceae, Pelagomonadales, Pelagomonadaceae.
CUCGUUUUUGGUGUGUCCAUAUUUCCGCCCACCUUCGCAAACCUUUGCGUACGAGCCAGCGUAGAGCAUCUCGAUUGAGUCCUUACUCGGUUCGCAGCGAAACUGCGCUGCGCGGCGCGACAGCGCUGCCAAAUUCAGCAGCAAAAUCGAGCGGCCUGGCCUCCGCGCAGGCGCGUUCCCCGGUUGCACAAAACUGCGUAAAAAAUGGCCAUCAAAGACGCCUGGCGCUUCGACAAGUCCCAAUGGGCGCUCAAAGCCGGCAUCGCUUCGGCGCUCGUCCUCGCGACCAUUGCGUGGUACGCGCUUGAGUGCGCCCCGGUGUUUCCGAUCCACGCCAUCGAUGCGACGUGUCACAGAGCGAGCGCGGUUUCGCGACGAUGGAUUCACGCAGGCUGAUACCGGCGAUAGAGUGCAAUGACCAGACGCUCCUGGUCUUCGGCAUCGUCUACGUGGCCCGCCUCUACUUCGCGAUGCUCGUGCUGUGGUCCCGUCCGCCGGAUUGGCACGAGAUCCCCAUCGUCUACGUCUUCUUCAUCCCGUCGAUCUUCUACACGAUGGCCCGCGGCAAGGUCGACGAGUGCUCGGCGCCCGUGACGGCCGCCGCCAUCGUGCUAUACGUCGUGGGUUCGGGAUUCUCGACCAUCGGCGAGUCCCAGCGCUACAUUUUCAAGAAACAGCCCGCCAAUAAGGGUAAGCUGAUGACCGGCGGCUUGUGGUCUCUGACGAUGCACGCCAACUACUUCGGCGACACGCUCCUGUUCACGGGCUGGACGCUCGCGUCGAGCGGCCUCGCGGUGUCGUGGACGUGGUGGGCGGUGCCCGUCAUGACGGCGUUGUUCGUGUUCAUGCACAUCCCGGGCCUCGACGAGUACCUCGCGGACCGCUACCCGAAGGAAUUCCCCAAGUACGCCGCGACGACGGCGAAAUUCGUGCCUUUCGUCUACUGAGAAGCCCCUCCUCCCCUUUGUACACAAAUACGCCAUGGCCCACCCUAAGAUACGUCGACUCU